AUGAAGCGAAAGGCAGCAGAAGCUGGGGCGGUAGCCUCCAAUGGCAAUGGCAAGAAGCGUGCCACUGAAGCUGGAGCAACUCAGGAUCGGUUCCGGGAAGGACUGUUUGACCCGGCCACCGUCAAAGGGUAUGCGGACGAGUAUGCCAAGUCCAGCCCAUACAAGCACGCCGUAGUCACGGAGUUGAUCAACGAUGACCUACUCCGCUCUGUUAGAUCCGAAAUUGUCAACAACAUCCAUUUCACGCCCAAAGAAACAGACAUCUAUAAGAUCCACCAAUCUGGAGACUUGGCGAAUCUGGACGGCCUUCCAGCUGCGGCGCUGGAAAAGCUUCCCUCGAUGCUGAAGCUACGAGAUGCAUUAUAUGGCCAGGACUUCCGGGAAUGGGUCUCAUCUGUCUCAGGCGCAGGGGCGCUCUCCGGAAAGAAGACCGAUAUGGCUGUCAACCUCUACGUACCCGGAUGCCAUCUGCUAUGCCACGACGAUGUUAUCGGUAGCCGCCGAGUGRGCUAUAUUCUCUACCUCACGGAUCCAGAUAAGCCAUGGAAGGCUCAAUGGGGCGGAGCACUUCGCCUGUAUCCUACAGAGGACGUGAGUGGCGAGGAUGGAAAGACCUUCAAGCUACCCCGAUCCGAAUGGACCAAGGUCAUACCGCCAGCGUGGAAUCAACUUUCGUUCUUUGCUGUUCAGCCGGGUGAAAGCUUCCAUGAUGUCGAGGAAGUGUACAAGAGCAUUAACCAGGCAGAGGACGAUGGUGGCAGAUUUCGAAUGGCGAUCAGCGGGUGGUUUCACAUACCGCAGGAAGGCGAGGACGGCUUCGAACCUGGACUGGAGGAGAAACUGGCGGAGAAGAGUUCCUUGCAACAGCUACAAGGCAAAGCCGAUGAAUUCGACGAGCCUCAACAAGAGUGGCUUGGACCCAAUCCGGAUACCACUACCAAGGCAGAAGCCGAGGACGACGACGUGGAGCUCACUCCUGAAGAUCUGCAGUUCUUGAUCAAGUUCAUGACUCCCAACUAUCUAACCCCGGACACUGUUGAAGAACUGAACGAGUUAUUCACCGAGGAGUCCAUCUUACAGCUGUCGAACUUCCUGAGUGACAGAUUCUCGGCAUCUUUGAAAGCGUGGUUUGAAGCUAAUCCCGACCACUCCCUGCCAUUCUCCACCUCACGACCUCCCCACAAGCAUCGAUAUCAAUAUAUCAAAUCGCAGCCCGGUGACAGCGAGGCCGACUCACCUUUGAAGCAAGUCUUGGAUGAUCUCCUCCCAAGCUUAGCCUUCCGUAAAUGGCUGGCUCUUGUCACAGGGUUGACACUAAAGCGGUCUUCCAUAAUCGCCAGAAGAUUCCGCAAAGGACUCGACUACCAGUUGGCACAAGGCUAUGAAGGCGAAGACCCGCAAUUGGAGUACACCCUCUGCAUCACACCUACCAUCGGCUGGGGUGGAGAAGAAGAGAAAGGAGAGGACGAGGUGAAGGGCAAUGCCAAAAAGCCCGAGGCCGAGGAGGAAGAUACGGUUGGUGGAUAUGAACUCUACAUGGCCGGAGACGACCCAGACGACGAAGACGAUGGAUCCGACGAUGGUGUGAACAUUCCAGCAAAUGUGCAGUCGCACACGGGCGCUGGUCAGCGCCGUCCAGCGAAGAGAAAGAAGGCUGAUCCAGCUGUAUAUCAGGCAGCUGGAGACGACGAGGAUGAUGGAAUCCUUUUCAGCAAUGCCGCAAGCUGGAACACGAUGAGCUUCGUGCUCCGGGACCGUGGCACCUUGAAAUUUGUCAAAUAUGUCUCGCAGUCGGCCCCAGGGGAUCGUUACGAUAUAACAGGGUGCGUUGAAGUUGAGCCUGAAGAUGACGAGGAGGAUGAGGAGGAGGCAUGA
This is a messenger RNA of Ramularia collo-cygni, 1875 nucleotides long. Its product is annotated as related to component of NuA3 histone acetyltransferase complex. Gene Ontology annotation, cellular component: cytoplasm. NCBI's taxonomy places the organism in Eukaryota, Fungi, Ascomycota, Dothideomycetes, Mycosphaerellales, Mycosphaerellaceae. The transcript has a single exon. The record is from RefSeq and is a predicted model, not a curated record. Gene Ontology annotation, molecular function: iron ion binding; L-ascorbic acid binding; peptidyl-proline dioxygenase activity. Gene Ontology annotation, biological process: regulation of translational termination; peptidyl-proline hydroxylation. The coding region runs from base 1 to 1875 and encodes 624 amino acids.